UAGAUAGAUAGGCAAGUAGAGCAGAGGUAUCACACACACAAACACACACAUAUAGAGAGACAGAGAGUGAAAAAUCGAUAUGGGAAAAGAGAUUAUGAAUGAGAAGAAGGAAAUGAGGGAGAUGCCGUUUCUGGCGUUGAACCAUGUUUCUUUUGUGUGUAAAUCUGUUGCAAAAUCUGUGGAAUUCUACGAGCAGGUUCUGGGUUUUGUCCUCAUCAAACGCCCUUCCUCCUUCGACUUUGAAGGUGCUUGGUUGUUCAACCAUGGGAUCGGAAUCCACUUGCUGCAAGCAGAUAAUGUGGCCGGAAAGAAGGGGAAAAUCAACCCAAAAGACAACCACAUAUCGUUCCAGUGCUCGGACAUGGAUAUGAUCAUGAAGCAGUUGGAAGAGAUGAAGAUCGAGUACGUGAAGGCAGUGGUGAGAGAGGGUGGGAUCAUCGUGGAUCAGAUAUUCUUCCAUGAUCCUGAUGGGUACAUGAUUGAAAUCUGCAACUGCGUUACAUGA
This is a messenger RNA of Sesamum indicum (sesame), 505 nucleotides long. RefSeq names its product glyoxylase I 4. The record is from RefSeq and is a predicted model, not a curated record. NCBI's taxonomy places the organism in Eukaryota, Viridiplantae, Streptophyta, Magnoliopsida, Lamiales, Pedaliaceae.